UUGUUUGUAUUUGCUACAGAAAAUUUUCAGAGUAGGAAGAAGAAAGAGGGGAAACUUGUUUGCUUGCCACUUUUAUUAUUUUUGUAUUAUUAUUUGUUUCUUUGAGGACUAUAAGAUAGACUCUGUGGCUUCUGAUUCUCAUUUCUCACCACCCAAAUCAUCAAAGUUGAAUUUUUCACACAGUUGUUGAGCUUGUUCACUCUGAUAGGUCAAAGGCUCACAUUUUAUCUUUGUCUGAAUUUUGUUGUUUGUUUGAUUUCUGAUUUUGGUACAUGGGUUGGUUUCAAGGAAGAUUCUUGAUCUUUUUUACAGGGUGAAAAAAAAGUAGGGUUUUGGUUGGAGGAAUUCAUGGCUGGGAUUGGGGUAGGAUUUAACAAGGGUUUGAGUGGAAAAGCUUUGAUUUUUAUUGCUUUACUUGCUUUUGCUUGUGGGAUUGUUUCAGCUCAAGAGAAUCUUGAGCAAGUGAUUACUACAAAAGGAAAUGGUGCCUUUGAAUCUGAUUAUUCCACAAGAAUAAUCAGAUUCUUGAAGCAAAGUAGAGAGUUGCUUGCAAGAACUGUUUGGCCUGAUAUUGAAUUUGGAUGGAGAAUAGUUCUUGGUACUGUGGUUGGAUUCUUUGGUGCUGCUCUUGCUAGUGUUGGAGGUGUUGGCGGAGGUGGCAUUUUCGUUCCUAUGCUGUCGUUGAUCAUAGGGUUCGACCCCAAAACUUCGACUGCUAUAUCAAAGUGUAUGAUAACUGGUGCUGCAUUCGCUACUGUAUAUUACAACAUCAAGCUCCGACAUCCUUCCCUCGAUCUCCCCAUAAUUGAUUAUGAUUUAGCUCUUCUUUUCCAGCCAAUGCUGAUUCUUGGCAUUAGCAUUGGAGUUGUUUUCAAUGUGAUUUUGGCAGAAUGGAUGGUAACUGUAUUGCUCAUAGUUCUUUUCAUAGCUACCUCGACAAAGGCAUUCUUCAAAGGUGUCGAAACAUGGAAGAAGGAAACCAUAAUAAAGAAGGAAGCUGCUAGGCGGUUUGCAUCUGAUUCACAAGCUAAUGGAAGCGAAGAAGCUCCAUACAAGCUUCUACCAACAGGCCCUGCUGAUGAAAAUCGAGUGAAUCUAAACGAGGAAAAACCAUUGAAGGUUUCAGUAAUCAACAACGUAUCGUGGAAGAAGCUCAGCUUUCUCCUUGCUGUCUGGCUCAUCAUAUUCUUGCUCCACGUCUCCAGGGACUUCAUGAACACUUGUUCAGUUGCAUUUUGGACAGUAACAUUAUUGCAGAUUCCUGUUACAAUUGGAGCCUCGGGAUAUCAGGCUGUUUGUUUAUACAAGGGUUGGAGCGUGGUUGCAUCCAAAGGAGAACCGGGAAUUAAUUGGACAGUAUACCAGCUGAUUCUUUGCUGUUUCUGCGGAGUAUUAGCUGGCGUAGUAGGCGGUCUGCUAGGCCUCGGAGGAGGAUUCAUCUUAGGCCCGUUGUUCCUCGAACUAGGAGUUCCACCACAGGUUUCGAGUGCCACAGCAACACUGGUCAUGGCAUUCUCGGCGUCCAUGUCUGUCAUACAAUACUACCUCUUGAGGCGUUUCCCUCCAUCCUAUGCCCUUUAUUUUGUCGUAGUGGCUACCUUUGCUGCAUUGGUGGGACUGCACGUGGUAAGGAAGAUCGUGAGCAUACUUGGUAGGGCGUCGUUGAUCAUCUUCAUCCUCGCCUUCACCAUCUUUGUGAGUGCGAUUUCACUAGGUUGGGUUGGCAUCCAAAACAUCAUCGGAAAUGUCGACGGCGGAUAUGAAAUGUGGUUUUACAACUUUUGUGAAUACAACAAGCUUUAGUUGCUGCCUCAGAAGAUCAUUUCAUGCACAUACUUUUGUACUAUACUUUUCUCUGUUGUGAGAAAGCUUAUAUUUUCAUUCUUGGUGGCAUAAGUACUAAAAUCAAGAAUUAAUAUGUCAAUAUAUCUUGAAUUUAUCA
Messenger RNA from Salvia splendens (bonfire salvia), 1942 nucleotides. Its product is annotated as sulfite exporter TauE/SafE family protein 3. Gene Ontology annotation, cellular component: Cul4A-RING E3 ubiquitin ligase complex; membrane. Bases 349 to 1803 code for a protein of 484 amino acids. The transcript is spliced from 12 exons. NCBI's taxonomy places the organism in Eukaryota, Viridiplantae, Streptophyta, Magnoliopsida, Lamiales, Lamiaceae. Gene Ontology annotation, biological process: protein ubiquitination. The record is from RefSeq and is a predicted model, not a curated record.